CGAAUGGUAGGCACCUUGUCGUGGUGCAGGGGCUUAAGUCGCAAGGCAUACUCGGCACCCCCCAACCGGUGUGGGUGGUGUCAGCUGGGCACUGCCCAUGCAAGUUGUCGGGUGCCGCAUGCGUGCGGCAACCAAGAGCUACCACCUCCUAAUCCAGGGUGUUAAGCGACUCCCGUGCCCAUUGGAUGAUUUGCAGCCAGGAGGAAAAUUCGGCUGUAUUUUAACGGAGCCUUCCCAACACCGGGCCGAAUUGGGAAGUAACGGUGGCCUUACCGCGGCAUGGGGCUCUGGCGCGGCGGACCUUUUAGUUCCCCUAAAAACACAGAGACCCGACAGCUCACCUCGUUGAGCCAAGGGUCGUACGAAAAAGAAUGAGCGAAACAACAACAACAACCACUAAUAACUCAACGACAACCAUGACACGGCAACGAACGAAGCAGACGACAAUGGACAACGGCAACAACAGCGGUACUGUUGCAGGCAAGGGAGGCUCAGGGGCUAAACGUAAGUUCAGCUUCCUGGACGCCCUAUCGCCUGAUGAGCGAGCGCUGUUUGAGGAGCAUGCGAGAGACGAUGAUGAUGACAUGCCCUCAUGCAGCGGUGCUCAACAGGCGGCAUCCACUGCACCCGCUAACAACGCAGCGGACCACUCCGCAACUCCUCAAACCGGGAUCAGCCCAGAGGAAUCGCAACAAUCUUGCGCAGCAGGAGGCACGCGCAAAAGGAAAAGGAGGCGCAGGGGAAGACUGCCCCCUCUACCACCAUUAGGUCGUCCGGGUGGGAACGAUGACCCCCGUAGGCGGGGUAUGAGUGGUGCCAGCCUAAAAUGGUACCUUAGGCACCUCCAGGAGGGAAGAACUCCUGAGGAGGCCGAGAGACUGGCAAAGAACAGAGUCAGGGGCAACAGUGCCUCCCCGACCACGAAGGUGCGUAAGGGCGCAAACAUCGCAUCCAACUGUAAAGGGAGCAGCGGGAUUCGGGGCAGCGGUCGUGUCAACGCAAAUCCAACCGCUAGGACUGGUAGUGUCAGGAUAGCAACCCCGGCAGCCAAACGCAAGAGCAGCCAAAUUACGCCACAGGAGCCACCAAACUCUAAGAGACAACGGGGCAGCUACGCCCAGGUAGCUGGAGGCCAGAUCUCUGCACCGAAUCCUUCGCGGGCAGCUGAGGGACAGCGUAGAUAUGCGGAUGCCUUAAAGGGCAUACGGAUGGCUGUGCUGCCCCUGAACUACCCCGCGGAGAUUCUGGAAGCAGCGGAGCUUACCGCUCUACAAAAUCUCCUCAUGGAGGAGGUGUACAGGGGUUGCAAGAACCCUGUACGCUUCCUUGGGGUGCACUUCAAGGGCGGAUUUAUGCAGAUCGACUGCAGGAAUGAAGACAGCGUCAACUGGCUAAGAGAGAUCGCUCCCAAGCUGACUGGCUGGAAAGGGCCCAGUCUUUGCGUCAGGAGGGGCGAGGACAUCCCGAUCAUGCACAGUAUGACGGUACUCCUCCCAAGAUGCGAAGGGAAACACUUCGAAUUUGCUCUGGGGCUCCUCAGGAAUCAAAACGGAGGGAUCAAUACCUCGGCCUGGCGAGUUGUUGACAGCAAAAUGGAGGGUGCCGGAUGGAGGUUAAACCUGUGCGUGGACGACGAGUCCUACAAAGUCAUCCGAAAGGAGGGCUUCCGCCUGAGCUAUCGGUAUAGUGAGGUAGUCAUAAGGCCCUACAAACCGAAGACUACAGAAGAGGAAGUCGAGAAGAUGCAGGUGGACGAGGAAUCUACUCGUCCCUGCACCAUGACAGUCGAGCAGGUUGCAACUGCGAAAACCACAGCGGAAGUCCCAGCAGUGAAGCCGACCACGGAAGAGGGGGAGCUACCCUCUACGCAGGAGCUCUUGGAGGGACUCGAAGACAUAGGUACUGCGGGGGACGGGGCAGAUGAGGACCAGUUCCUCAUCGAACCGAUCCUAUAGUGGUCGAAGGCAUAAGAGU
Molecule: messenger RNA, 1974 nt
Organism: Bactrocera neohumeralis
Lineage: Eukaryota; Metazoa; Arthropoda; Insecta; Diptera; Tephritidae
Exons: 1
Coding region: 372-1955 (527 amino acids)
Source: RefSeq, a predicted model, not a curated record